Lineus longissimus is the source of this 1239-nucleotide messenger RNA. Its product is annotated as glutathione peroxidase-like. Gene Ontology annotation, molecular function: glutathione peroxidase activity. Gene Ontology annotation, biological process: response to oxidative stress. The transcript is spliced from 3 exons. NCBI's taxonomy places the organism in Eukaryota, Metazoa, Nemertea, Pilidiophora, Heteronemertea, Lineidae. The record is from RefSeq and is a predicted model, not a curated record.
GCUGGGCCUAUCACUGACGAUGUAUGAGGUCGACAAAAAGACCAUCCCAUCAUUUCAUCGACGAGCGUUAUUUGUCCUCAGCAAUCAUAUCUCCGAUCCGGGCACACGCAGCCUGGACGCCAUCAUGAGCGGUAUAAAACUAUGGGCCAGCUUUAUGGUCCUUCUGACCGCAUGGACAGGAGGAGCGGCGACGGAGCUGGCUAAGGGGAUCAAGAAAUGCGAUAACAAGGACGACCAAGUUGUGGAUUUUUCGCUUCUGGGCGUUUCGCCCGGGGAGUAUGGGAAAAAGGUUGUGAUGUUGAUCAAUGUCGCCACUUACUGAGGCUUGACUGUUGGCCAAUACCACGGCUUGAAUGCACUUCUAACAAAACUCGACGACAACUUCAGGGCGCUCGGCGUCCCUUGCAAUCAAUUCGGCUUCGAAGAGCCCGGGGCGAACCUCGAGGAAAUCAAAAAUGGCCUCAAAUACGUCAGACCCGGCGAUGGAUAUGAACCUUUCUUCAACCUCACCGAAAGGAUGGAGAUUAAUGGAGCAAAUGAAAGCAAGUUCUACACUUUCAUCAAGAGCCGGUGCCCCCCGGUGUCCAACACCAUAGACCCAGGCGCGCCUUAUCACUUGUUCUGGCUCCCUAUAAGGACAACGGACGUCCAGUGGAACUUUGAGAAGUUCCUGAUCGACAAGCGAGGCGUUGUCAGGUACCGCAUCAAAGACAACAUCGCGCCCGACGCCCCUGAGGUUACAGCUCUUGUUGAUGAACUGUUGAAGGAAGAAUAGGAUUACAAAUGUAUUUUUAUGAAUAAAGACAUAUAUUUUGUGAUUAUUUCCGCGGGGUGGCCCAAGUGUGUCUGUGGCAACCCUUUGCCUGUAACUUUCACAAGAUUUCUAACAUUAAUCUAAUAUAGCAACAACUUUCAGACAGAAUUUGUUCUUGGUCUUGGACCCUUUAAUUCAUACAACUUGCUCUAUCUGUAUUCUUAUUCUGGCUAUUUAUUCUAUCUCACUGUAUGAGGAGUAGUUUACUUUCUCCUGGCUAUGCAAAAACUUCAGAACCCAUUUAAAAUGUUAUAGUCCACAAACCUUUUUAACAUACUUUGAACACUACAUGAAAAAUCUGAUCGAAACUUUAAAGUGACCAGAUUUGGAUAGGUAGAGUAAAUUGUUGACAUUGUGCAUUCUGUCAACAAGAAAGCUGUACUGUGUUGUUAGUAUCGAAUAAAAAGAUCUUUGGUGGUUUUGAA